CUGUAUGAAAAUACUGAACUGCCCAGGAUUAAUUUCGCUUACUGCAACGCUAAAACCAACGGGAUCAGAGAAAAUGAACUACAAUACAUUUUCUGUUUAACCGGAAUUUUGCGUGUGUUUUGAGGAGGGCUUCAUGAGUGCAGCGAUGAAGAGAAUGGCAGCCCUCGUCGGAAGGGCGAUGACGUUACACCGCCCUGACGUUGUCCCGCAUGUCUCCUCUGUGUUCACCUUACCAGCCUGGACCCCCACUCCUCCUCACACCUGCACCCAUGUCCGAUAUCUUGCAGCCAAGCAGGGUAAAGGUUCCGGCAAAAGUCAUAAAUUUAACCAGAAACCACCAAAACCACCGAAGCAGGAGAAGCAGGAGGUCGAGAUAAAACAGCGUAUGACCGUCUCAGAACUUGCCCAAGCCAUGAACAGAGACCUAGAUCACGUGUACGAGGCCCUGCUGAACACGGCCGCAGACUUGGAUGACUUGGAACCGGACUCAGUUCUUGAGGAGGCAUGGAUUAAGGAAGCAGUGAAAACGUCUGGGAUGAAGUACAAGUGGGCUAAGCUGACGGAGACCAAGAUCAGAGAAAACAAAGAGGUCCAGAGACAGCCUCCUCCGGAUCCCGCUGUGUUGGUGUGUCGGCCCCCUGUGGUCACCAUCAUGGGACACGUGGACCACGGGAAGACGACCCUGCUGGACAGUCUGAGAAAGAGCCAGAUUGCUGCUCAGGAGGCUGGAGGCAUCACACAGCACAUAGGGGCAUUUUUAGUCCAGUUGCCAUCGGGGGAGAAGAUCACGUUCCUGGACACGCCAGGACACGCGGCCUUUUCGGCCAUGAGGGCCAGGGGAGCCUUCGUCACCGAUAUAGUGAUUCUGGUGGUGGCCGCCGACGACGGGGUGAUGAAUCAGACCGUCGAGUCUAUACAACACGCCAAAAAAGCCAAAGUGCCUAUCAUUUUGGCUGUGAACAAAUGUGACAAGCCUCAGGUGGAUCCUGAGCGUGUGAAACAGGAGUUGCUGGCUCAUGAUGUGGUGUGUGAGGAGUUUGGAGGGGAUGUCCAAGCCAUCCACAUCUCGGCUCUGAAGGGAGACAAUUUGAUGGCUUUGGCAGAAGCUACAGUAACACUUGCGGAGGUACUUGAGCUGAAAGGUGACCCCACAGGCUUGGUGGAGGGUGCAAUCAUCGAGAGCCGUACUGACAAAGGAAAAGGGCCUGUUACCACGGCGAUCAUCCAGAGAGGCACACUGAGGAAAGGUUGCGUUUUAGUGGCGGGAAAAACCUGGGCCAAAGUGCGCUUCAUGUAUGAUGAGAAUAACCGAUCAGUGACUGAGGCCGGGCCCAGCGUCGCCGUGGAGAUCGUCGGGUGGAAGGACCUGCCCUCGGCCGGCGAUGAGAUCCUAGAGGUGGAGUCUGAGCAAAGGGCUCGGGAGGUGGUGGAGUGGCGCGCCUAUGUGGAGGAGCAGGACAAACUGAAGGAGGAGCUGCAGGUCAUCGAAGCCAAGCAGCGAGAGCACCAGGAGAGCUACAAGAAGGAGCGGGAGGGCAUGGAACACCUCAGCUGGAGGCAAAGGAAAGCUGCCUUGUACCGGGCCAACAAGCACCGCAUGGCUUACAGAGCCAAGGAGAACGUCACCAGCGAGGACCUCAUCCUACCAGUCAUCAUUAAAGGCGACGUGGACGGCUCAGUGGAGGCUAUACUGAACAUUCUGUCAAGCUACGAUGCUAAUGACCAGUGUCGGAUGGAGAUUGUCCACUUCGGUGUAGGAGACAUCUCAGAGAACGACUUAAGUAUGGCGGAAACAUUCUCAGGCAUCAUAUACGGCUUUAACGUUGGGGCGAAUAAAUCCAUCCAGCAGAUGGCGACAAAGAAAGGCAUUCCUGUAAAACUCCACCGCAUCAUAUACAAACUCGUCGACGAUCUGAAAGACGAGCUGAGCAGCAAGCUGCCUCCUGCGAUCGAGGAAAACGUGCUGGGUGAAGCUUCAGUACUGGCCACCUUCAGUGUUAAAGUAGGGAAGAAAAAGGUGCCAGUCGCCGGCUGUAAGGUCCAGAAAGGACAGCUUGACAAGAGGAUGAAAUUCAGGCUCGUUAGAGGCAGGGACGUUGUCUGGGAAGGCUCUUUGACCGCACUGAAACACCACAAGGACGAUGUUCUGGCGGUGAAGACAGGCAUGGAGUGCGGCCUGUCCUUAGAUGUGGACGAGAUCGAAUUCCAGACAGGAGACACGAUAAUGUGUUACGAGGAGUUGGAAGUUCAACAGAAGAUAUCGUGGAAUCCAGGGUUUUAGGGGACAGUCUUGAAUUUUGUACACAAGUACUGAAAAAAUCUCUCCAAAAACAAACAAACAAACAAACAAAAAAAAACCAGAGAAAAUGGUAUCAAGAAAUCACUGCUGACAACGCUGAGAAAAACGAUGCAGGAUAUCCACUAUCCUCGUUCUUGAUGGCAGAACU
Molecule: messenger RNA, 2447 nt
Organism: Chanos chanos (milkfish)
Lineage: Eukaryota; Metazoa; Chordata; Actinopteri; Gonorynchiformes; Chanidae
Gene: mtif2
Product: mitochondrial translational initiation factor 2
Exons: 14
Coding region: 134-2281 (715 amino acids)
Biological process (GO): translational initiation
Cellular component (GO): cytoplasm
Molecular function (GO): translation initiation factor activity; GTP binding; GTPase activity
Source: RefSeq, a predicted model, not a curated record